UAAACAUCAGGGAUCGUAAUAUAUAAACAUCAGGGAUCGUGAUAAAUAUAUGUGGUGUUCACAGUUCACAUAACCGACUGUUCUAAGUUCCAACUGAAACGCUUCUUGAAGGGAACGGUAUAUAACGAGGUGAUGCAGAUUGAUUUACCGCGUAUUGAUUAAAAUUCGCGGUAAUUAUACGGCAAAUUCAGAACCGAAUGUUUGAACUGAAACGACUUUCUCAAAGACUUCAUAUUGCACCGCAAUAAAACGUGUAUGUGAUACAGAUUGAUCAAUUGGUAGGUAUCAAUAGUGAAUAUCAUUAGAGUGCAAUGGACUACGAUAGCUAUGAUAUCGACGGUGCGAGUGCCACACAGCCCACUCAAACACUGCCGCAGACGCAGGAAGUGGGAAACAACACACAGUCCAGUGAAAAGGACGAACCUCUGGUUUGGGGGCGAUUAGAUCCAUUGAGAGAGAAAUUGAAAGCUAUCGACCUGGUGAACGAUGUCUACACCAUUGGGCGCAAUGCAAACUGCGAUAUCAAGCUGUCCAAACCUACAAUUAGCAAUCAGCACGCCAAUAUAAAGGUGGUGCGAGAGGGCAGUAGUGUCGACAUGGAUGCAGUAUACGGGGUAAUAGUAUUCCUGAGUGACACAUCCACCAACGGCACGUAUCUGAACAACGAGAGAGUUGGCAAGGGUAAUAAGAAGCUGCUAAAAGACGGCGAUAUCAUAUCGUUACCGUUGCGAUCUCUAGCUGCGCCUAAGGCCCAAGAACCUGGAGAAAAACUCAUUGGUAAACCAGUGGUCAAUGCGUUCCUGUUCAGAAACUUGGCUCGAGGUUCCGCCGAUGAAGGUCAACACAAAGACACGGGUGAGUACACCAUCACAAACAAAAUUCUGGGCACGGGCAACUUUGCUGAAGUGAGGCUGGCGGUGCAUGCAACAACGGGGCUCAAGGUGGCCGCCAAGUGCAUGGACAAGAAGCGUCUGAGUCUGCAGGCCAUGAACAGCGCUACGAUAAAAAAGGAAGCCGAGAUUCUGCACGCUUUGCAUCAUCCGUGUGUGAUUAAGAUUGAAGAGAUGUUUGAGACGGAGAAGUAUCUGUACAUCAUGCUUGAGCUUGUCUCGGGAGGCGCGCUGUUUGAGUAUGUGCACGAGAGGGGCAGGCUUUCCGAGAAGCAGAGCAUGGACUUCACGUAUCAGAUGCUAAAGGGGUUGGACUAUCUGCAUAAGAACGGCGUAACCCAUCGCGACAUGAAACCUGAGAAUGUUCUUCUGCUACCGUACCAAGUAGAAGGCACCUUCCUGUUGAAAAUCACUGACUUUGGCUUGGCCAAGAUCGUGGGCGAAACAUCGUUCAUGCAGACGCUAUGUGGUACACCCAACUACUUGGCACCGGAGAUCAUGGAUGCCGGCAAGCAUAGCAAGACGCGUGGAGGCUACACCAACCGGGUAGACUGUUGGAGUUUAGGCGUGAUUGUGUAUAUCAUGUUAGCGGGCCAUAUGCCCUUCUCAGACGACAUCACAGGACCUUCGAUGGGGGAACAGAUUUCUGAGGGACUGUACUCGUUCCCGGAUGAUCUCUUUGGGCAUACGUCGGAAGAAGCUAUCACCUUAAUCACCAAUCUGCUAUGUGUUAUGCCUUCGGAGAGGUAUUCUGUUGAGAUGGCACUCAACUCGCCAUGGUUCAAGAGUGACGUCAUCGCGAAAGUAGACGAACUGCUGACGCUCUGGCAGAAGGCAAACCCGCCCAAGAGACGCUCUGUGGCAGACUCUGAUAGAAUAACAGAAGCAGACGAUGGGCCUAUGGAUACCAGUGAUCUAAGUAAUGCCGAGAAUGGUGAACUCAAAGACACACCUGUGCAUACUGAGAGCCGUAGCAGGAAACGACCAAUCCCAGCCAAACGCCCUUUGGAGACCGCUACAAGCGAUUGCUCAGCUCUGCCCGUCAAAGUGGCCAAAUUAGGACUCUAGCUAAAAUUAGACCACUGAAUGGAAAUCAGCUCAGAGACUCCUAAUUCAGAAGGAACGGGUGGCACAUCCACGCAACCGAGCUUUCCACAUUGCUGAGCGCAGAGCGAGAUCUAUUUAUAGCUUCGUAGCUUUAAAAAAAGGUAUAGACUCUGGCUUACCUGCCUGGCCAGUACGGGGUAGAUUCGAUAUGUGUCAAAUUCGGCUGCACUUGUUAGCGUAGGCGCAGAAUAGAGACGCACACAUACGCACAGGUAGAUGGAGACCUUAGCGCGUGGGUAGCAAGUGCAUGUGUGCUCAACGCCUGUAGGCCAAGCACAGCUUA
Sphaeroforma arctica JP610 is the source of this 2280-nucleotide messenger RNA. RefSeq names its product CAMK/RAD53 protein kinase. The coding region runs from base 312 to 1958 and encodes 548 amino acids. Gene Ontology annotation, molecular function: ATP binding; protein kinase activity; protein binding. The record is from RefSeq and is a predicted model, not a curated record. The transcript is spliced from 11 exons. Gene Ontology annotation, biological process: protein phosphorylation. Lineage: Eukaryota; Ichthyosporea; Ichthyophonida.